GUCACGUAAAUCCAACCGGCGGUCAUCUGGGAAGAACUAUAAUCACUGACAAAAUAAGGAGCAGAUACUACUGGCCAAACCAGUACAUUGAUAUCGCAAAUCAGAUAAGAAAAUGUGAUAGGUGCCAGAUGAUGAAUUCUGUUCUCAAAUUGCAGUCAAACGAACUCCACCCUAUUCCUGUUCGUUCAGAAGUGUGGAGUCUAGUUGGAAUUGAUCUCAUGGUACCGCUAACAAUGACAUGUCAAGGAAACCAAUACAUACUAACAAUGACACGAUAUUUCAGUAAAUGGGUUGAAGCUUUCCCCAUAUCAGACAAAACUGCUGUUACAGUGGCCAGGGCUUUGUACACUGAUUACUGUAGGCAUGGAGCACCAAAUGAUAUUAUCACUGAUCAAGGCAGAAAGUUUGUCAACCAGGCUGUAUAACCAGGUGUGCAAGGUACUCCAUUGUCAAUUCAAUGUCAGGCAAAGAAUAACAGCUGCUUAUCAUCCUCAGUCUAACGGACUAGAUGAAAGAACAAAUCAAACAAUUAGAAAAUGCCUUGAAAAAUUGGUAAUAGAGCAUGAAGAAGACUGGGAUGAACUCCUUGACCCAGUUCUCUUUGCUAUUCGAACCAGUGUUCAAGAGUCCACCAAGUUCACUCCUUUCUUUUUAAUGCAUGGACGAGAAGCUAGGUUUCCUUUAGAAGCUGAAAACAGUGAGAUCACUUCUGUCAGUCAGUUGGGUGAUGUGCAGCAAGCAGUACGUCAUCUAAAGGAAAUGAGAAACAAAGUUUUCCCUCAAGUAAAAGAAAACAUUGAAAACAGUCAGGAAAGACAGAAACAACAAUACAGAAAAAGAAAAGGAGCUGUAGUAAACUCUAUCCAGGUUGGACAGACUGUUUUGCGAUUAAAUAUGCUAAAAAGGACAACGAAAGGUCAUAAGAUGGAAGACACCUGGCUUGGACCAUACAGAGUUAUAGAAAUGACUGCAUCUGGUGACUGUGUCCUUCGUUGCAUCAAAACUAAUUCAACAAUGAAGCGCAAAGUUAAUAUUAGUCAGCUGAUGAUCUACGAAUUGGCAAAUGCGACAAGUAAAGAUGAUGAAUCAGCUGCUACUAGGAUUAAGGGCAACAGCAAGCCAAAUUUCUCAGAUUUAGAACGUCAGCUAUUUGAUCAAAGUCUGUUACGGCUGUGGCGCACAGGAGCAAUAUGGGAGGCUUGGAAAGCUGAAGAAGACGACGAGAGAGAGCUUGCUGAACAUACAAGCUCUGUUGAAGAAUGUUGGCUUAGUGUCAAUGUAGACGUGGCUCUGUGGCUAGACUGUCAAACAUAUGAGAAAAAGCCAACAUUAAAACGAGUUAGUGAUUUUGUGCUAGUAAAUCCUGUUGUUCAUCAAGAGUUCAAUGAUUUUGCAAAAGCUGAAAUAACACCAGAAUUGCAAUUACUACUAGACGUGGACUUAAUUAAGGUCUGGGAAACUGACAAAGCACUCUCAUUGCCAAGGGUGUCUCGAUAUCAAAACGUGUAUGUCAACAUCAGCAGCUCUCAACUUGAUGACCUAUGCCUGUGGGUAUAUGAUAUGAGAAAGCUGUAUAACAGUAAAGGAAGAAGUUUGUUUGAGGUAGUUAAUAAGAGAGCAAGUAUGCCUCAAACAUUGUCUAGUCUAACAUCAGCUGCCGAGAGUUCACAAAGAUGGGUACAUGGUCUGAAUCUCAAUGAAACUGAUAAAUGCAUUAUACAAGGCAAGUGUGCCGACGGCUUUCUAACUGACAAGCACAUGCAUGCUGCUCAUCAGCUUCUAUUAAAGCAGUUUCCCUUCAUCAGUGGACUAGAGUCAACACUCCUUUGUCAGACUUACGGAUUCGCUCAUGUAACAAGUGAUGCUAUUUAGAUUCAUUUACAGGAAGUCAUCAUUGGGUGACUUCAACCUGCUUUGGCAAACGAGUAUGACUAUACGACAGCAAUGUUGGCCUACACUUGUCUCCUUGUACGGAAACACAGCUGGCGCAAAUCUAUCAAUUGGCUCACAAAGACAACAUUCUCAUGGUAGAACAAAUGCCAGUGCAACAGCAACAAAAUGGUAAAAUUGCGGGCUAUUUGCAAUAGCAUAUGCAUUUCAUGCAGCUCUAGGAGAUGAUGCAACCAUCAAGCAUUUUGAUAUUUCCAAAAUGCGACAACAUCUGAUUUACUGUUUGGAUCGAGAGGAGCUCUCACCUUUUCCAAUGGAAGAAGACAAGCCACUGGAAACAUGUGACAGAAGUCACUUUUAUAUUUCUUUGCACUGCACGUGUUUGUUGCCAAAGACACAUGGCAAGAUGGUAGAGUGUUACGUCUGUAAAAACUUGUAUCAUCACAGAUGUGUCACAUUGUCAGGUAGUGAGCCUUGGAUUUGCGCUAAAUGUAGAUAAAAAUGUCUUGCUAUACACAGCUUCAGUAUUAAUUUGUUCAAUUAAUACAUCAACUUUAAAUAUACAAAGUUGAAACUGUGAACUAAGUCAGAAUCUAGAACCUUAGUUAAACAUUUGACAACGAUAUCUUCUAUAUACUUACCUUAAUUAAAUUGCCAGCUGUGUUAAGAUUUCCGUCCGUCCGUGUGUACAGAUGACCAGGUCGUCCAUAAGUCUCUAGUUGGCAUACACACGUGCACAUCAAUGCUCCUACAGCGAUCUCCAGUUGCAAGUUGAGAACUGCAGGCUCGUAGACCCAUCUAUGCCUGCAGCUGAGUCUGCAAUCGUCUCCAGCUAAUGUUGGAGUGAAUCUC
Molecule: messenger RNA, 2742 nt
Organism: Corticium candelabrum
Lineage: Eukaryota; Metazoa; Porifera; Homoscleromorpha; Homosclerophorida; Plakinidae
Exons: 7
Coding region: 364-1872 (502 amino acids)
Molecular function (GO): nucleic acid binding
Source: RefSeq, a predicted model, not a curated record